Molecule: messenger RNA, 250 nt
Organism: Amoebophrya sp. A25
Lineage: Eukaryota; Dinophyceae; Syndiniales; Amoebophryaceae
Source: the annotation of a GenBank genome assembly
CCACAAUCAACAACACGGAGGCAACAACUCUUCAGGGGUCAUGCCUCCUCCGUUUGCAUGUGGGCCGCACCACUCCUAUCCCAGUGCUGGCUAUCUACACCACAUGAACUCCAGUAGUGCUGGCUACCAAAACCAUCUGCAACAGCACUACAACCAAGCCUCGUGGUACCACCAAGCUUUUCCUCCGUUUGGCCAUCAUGGGGGCGCAGCGAUGUUUCCUUCCUUUCUCCAGCAUGGCCCUAGUUCGUCC